AAUCUGUCCAGCACACUCGGGAUGACAGGACAGCACUAAGCCACUGUUAACUGAGGACAUAUUAAACCAGUCUGCUAACCAGCUGCUAUAGUUAGUAAGUGGCUAACUUUAAAAAAAAUAACGAAAUGACAAUGUGGCGUCAGUUUAUUUAAGGUAGGGUCAACAGAAAAAUAGUUUUGGGUUUGUGUUGGCACGGACAGUUAAGGCUAACUUUACGUUAGCAACUUACCAUUAGCUUGCUAAUGUUAAAUCGAAGAAAGUUAAGCUAUCUAACGAGCUAACGUGCACUCUGUUUGAUGUGUCCCGAUAGUUGUAGCGUAACGUCGGUGUUGGUUAAUAUUUACAGACGGAGUAGUUGUCGGAAAAUUUAACUCACUUCGAGAAAUCAUGGCGUCGAUGCAGUUUGAUUCGACAACAUAUGCAGAGGAGCAGAUUUGACUCAGGGCUGUCAACAAGCUCGCUGACAUUAGCUAACCUGGCUAGCCAGCUAGCUCUCUCGCUACCAUGGCCAAAAUAGAGAACGGCCGUCAAUCGGUGGACACCAGGAGUAUCAGGACCAUCAGCAGCAGCCACAUCGACGAUGAAAGCUCUCUGGGAUCCGACUCAGAGAUCAACGGCUUCACCAGCGACAGACAAACCGAUAAAUAUGGAUUUAUUGGCGGGGCACAGCAGUACUCGGAGGCGUCAGCUCAGGACGUGCCUCCAGAGGUGCUCAGGCAAAGAGAGGUGAAGUGGCUGGACAUGCUCAGCCACUGGGACAAGUGGAUGAUCAAGAGAUUUAAUAAGGUGAGGCUGCGAUGCCAGAAAGGAAUUCCUCCUGCCCUCCGAGGCCGUGCGUGGCUCUACCUGUCAGGGGGGAAGGUGAAGAAAGAGCAGAACCAAGGAAAGUUUCAGGAGCUGGAUAAGCAGCCAGGGGACCCCAAAUGGAUUGAUGUGAUCGAGAAAGACCUCCAUCGACAGUUUCCAUUUCAUGAGAUGUUUGUGUCACGGGGAGGACACGGGCAGCAGGACCUGUUCCGUGUUCUUAAGGCCUACACUCUCUACAGACCAGAGGAGGGAUACUGCCAGGCCCAGGCUCCCAUUGCUGCUGUGCUGCUUAUGCACAUGCCUGCUGAGGAUGCUUUCUGGGGGCUGGUCCAAAUCUGUGAGAAGUAUCUUCCUGGCUACUACAGUCCUGGCCUGGAAGCCAUACAGUUAGAUGGAGAGAUCCUGUUUGCUCUGCUGCGACGCGUCUCCCCGCUAGCCUUCAGGCAUCUGGAGAAACACAAGAUUGACCCCAUCCUCUACAUGACUGAGUGGUUUAUGUGUGCCUUCUCCAGGACCCUGCCCUGGGCGUCCGUGCUGCGUGUCUGGGACAUGUUCCUCUGUGAUGGAGUGAAGAUUAUCUUUCGUGUGGGUUUGGUGCUUCUCAAGUGCAUGCUGGGGACCCGUGAGAAGCUGAAGGCCUGCCAGGGCCAGUAUGAGACCAUGGAGCUGCUCAGGGCCAUAGAGCCUCGAUACAUGCAGGAGGGCUUCCUCGUCCGAGAGAUCCUUGAGGUGCCGGUGACGGCACGAGACGUGGAAAGAGUGCAUCACAGCCAGCUCAAGCGCUGGAAGAAGAACCGCGGAGAGCUGAAUUUCAAACCGCCUCCGAGGAUGCACGGUGCUCAGCUCAUCAUGCUCGCUGAGCCACCCAGGCGCCAGGACCUGCAGCAGAACCCCACUAUUGUACUUGAGGCAUCUCAGCCAGCCUCGCAGCUGAAGGGCAAGGGCAAGGAGGAAAAGCAGAGCAAGAAGAAGAAGAAGAACAGCGUGAAGAAAUCGCAGCCGGCCGUGGAAAUCCCUAAUCCUUACCCUCUUCCUAAUGACCCGCCACCCUCAGAUCCACCUGCUCCACCUCCAGACAGCAGCAGCUCAAUGCAGGAGCCUGUGCCACAAACUGAAACAGACUCACCUCACCAGCAGAAAGAGCCUCCUACAGACCUUCCCCCUGCCAAAGAAUCUACUCUUCAGCGAUCCACACAAAGCCUUAGCAGCACAGAGCAGGACACAUACCUGUAGCUCUAUAGCAGUCAGUAUGUAUGUGUGUGUGCGUUUGUGGGUGUGUGAACAAAGCACCAGCACCUCCAGUCAACAACUAGCCAGCCUUGCCAAAGUCUCCGACUGGCCAGCAUCACUAUUGUUGUUGUAUUGGACUAUUUUGUAUUCAUUUAGACACCAUUUUGCCUAUGAUAUUGUUAGCAUACACUAAAGCAUCAUUGCUAAGUGUAAAACUGCUUUGUUGCUUUUGCCAUUUGUCAACACAAAGCAGAUGUUGCCUCCUCUAAAUGUUUGAUGCUCUUACUCAAACCAUAAGUCUUAGUAUUCUGUUCACCAGGGAGACAAGUUGCUGAGUUAUUGGGAGCAAGCUUUUUUCUUCAGAAGGUUUAUUUGGGACUUAAAGAAUAUUGAGGUGCCACAGCUUAUGCGGUUUUAUAUAUGUUUUCAUUCAAACCCAACACUAUUGACUUCAUUAGUAAUACAGUGCAGGAAAGGAUGUCAACUCCUGUUAGAAACUCUAUGCAGCUCAACAUGUGGAGCCAUUAUAGUUCAGUAUGGGUUUUGUUCACUAGAGGGCAACCUCUCACAGGUUCUAGCUGUGACUCCUAUAGCAUUCCUGUUAGUAAGUCUGACCGUAGCAAGCGGACUAAGUUUGGGAGGCAUUAUUCUGAGAUUUAUCUUAUUUUUUUUCUAUUCAGGAAACAGCUGCAUCAUAUUUUAUAAUCCUAAUUUUGAAUCAUCUUGAAGUUAUGCAAUUAUGCCGCCCUGCAUUGUGUUCAAGUCUUUUUCUACAAGCACUAUUUAUUUAGAGAUCAACUUGAACCUGGAUUUGUUGAUUGUGCAUGCCCCGCUAGUGCACAAGCAGUCACUAUUUUCAGAGUCAGUCCAAUUGAUCUGGUUCAACUCUGCAUAAACCACGUUUCUCACUGUGCCAGGCACUUCCAGCCUCUUUAGAGCAGCAGUAAUUCAUGUUACUUGGGCGGCAGAGAGGAGCACACUGGACAUUCCUCACUGUAUGACACAUUCCUGCCUUCCUAAAAGCUAAUUACUUUAAAAGCUGUCUCUUGCCAAAUACAAAUCUACAUAAUGUUCAUAUUUGUGAAUGGGUUUCCUGUCAACUCUUGGACAAUGAGUGAUUGCUAAUCACCUAAUGGUGCUGACCUUCCUCUUGGCACUGCUUGAAGUCCAUUUGGAGCCAGUGAGACGCUGGGUCUGUUUUCUUUUAUAUGUGUAGAUAUUUUGCUAGAACUUCCAAAGCAAAUCAAGACUGUCGCUCUGAGACGAUCUACGACCGCUACCUGUGACGAGACUUAUUCCGUGUGUACGGUCAAGACAGAUCGCGGGAUUUCAAGAUUUACUGGGAUAUUUGUAGCAUUUUUCCUCUGAGAGCCUGCCUCAUUUCUUUGGGAAAUAUGGGGAGUUACAGGGGUUGAGGCUUUUUUGUAAAACCAGACAAUCUUUUUUUUGUGACAGUCCAGUUUUUUAUUAACUUUCACCACAAUGGUAAAGGGAGUUUUGACAGCGUAUGCGCACACGUAUGAAAUGUGCUCGUGUGUAUAAUUAACAUAAACAAAUCUCUGCUAAAAAUGCAUGUGUAGGUCCGUUAUAUACAGACAUGGGGUUUAAAGGAUGACAUUUCACAAGCACUCACCUGUAUGCAGUUGUUUUUGGUUUUUUUAGUUGCUUGUAUUACACACCUCACAUUUCGCUUCUGUUAUAUUUUAAUUUAAUGCUCUUUGUGUAGAUAUGACAUGUAAAAAUAACAAUUUGUUUUGUAAUGAAAUUUAUUUUUCAAUGUAUAAUGCUAUAUUUUAUUGAGCAGUUACAGAAGCUGCAGGCAUCUCUAAAUCACUUCCAGUUUCAGACAGCAUAUUUUAGGUCAGCAUUUGUAACACUAGAAGAAAAAAAAAAGUUUGCUAAUUUGGAAUUUGGGGGUAACUUAUGCCACUAAAAAUGUGUGUUCUUGCUCUAAAGACAGAUUGGUAUUGUUUUACCUUUUACACUAGAGUUACAAAAGAGAUGUUUUGACAACCAGGGGGCUUCAGUUUUAAUGUUACAAAUAAAAUUUUGUUUUAAGCCAACUUACAACAUUUCUGUGUUUGAUUGCCAUCUGAUUGUCGUAAUCAUGUGGUUGUUUCGACCUGUUUGGAUGCAAUGUAGCUUGUUCCCCAGCAGAUAGAGCACCAGAGUCAUCCCUUUGAAAUGAAACGGUGUUGUAACAAAUGUCCUUGUGGGCCCCAAGAUGUCUUCAUUACUGUAUAAUUUUAAGAAUAUUUCAGCACAUGUACCCUGAACCAACUGUUACAUUAACUGCCUUUUCUUUGUUAAAUUUUUCAACAUACCACAAUUAAGAGUGAUGUGACAGCUCUAUACUUAUGAAUAAAAUUUUCCAAGACAUUUAACCCAUUAACAUUUUUGUUUUUGUUUUGUUUUUUAGGUCCAAUAUUUAUGGGUAAAUCUACCCACCAACAUAAGUCAAGGCUGCUGAAUUAGUUUUUCUGGGUGAUUGAUACCUUAUAUCAAUUAAAUAUUUUCCAUAAAUUUAAUUUGUUGUUAAGUUUCUUGAAAUAAAUUCUUACAACAA
Molecule: messenger RNA, 4603 nt
Organism: Stegastes partitus (bicolor damselfish)
Lineage: Eukaryota; Metazoa; Chordata; Actinopteri; Pomacentridae
Product: TBC1 domain family member 10A
Exons: 9
Coding region: 505-2040 (511 amino acids)
Biological process (GO): regulation of GTPase activity
Molecular function (GO): GTPase activator activity; small GTPase binding
Source: RefSeq, a predicted model, not a curated record